Messenger RNA from Pseudoliparis swirei, 1578 nucleotides. It is a transcript of the gene cdc123, whose product is annotated as cell division cycle 123 homolog (S. cerevisiae). The transcript has 14 exons. Bases 139 to 1197 code for a protein of 352 amino acids. The record is from RefSeq and is a predicted model, not a curated record. Gene Ontology annotation, cellular component: cytoplasm. Lineage: Eukaryota; Metazoa; Chordata; Actinopteri; Perciformes; Liparidae.
UAACAGUUCAUUUAGAGUGAAUUAUUGUCUCAAUAUGAAAAGGCGUUAAAUCAGAACGCAGCUCCGACAUUUUCCAAAACAUCCCGGGGUCGGAAGAUUUUAACCGAUGGACUCAUUUCCGUGAUAGGAUAUUGCAGCAUGAAGAAGGAGCAAGUUGUCAACUGUCAGUUUUCGGUUUGGUAUCCGAUAUUCAAGCAACACACGAUUAAAAGUCUGAUUCUUCCACUGCCUCAGAAUGUAAUAGAUUACUUACUGGACGAUGGCACUCUGGUAGUCUCUGGGAGUGACCAUAACGCACAGCACACACACACGAACAACAGCGACUCCGACGCAGAGGAAGACGUUCAGUGGUCAGACGAUGAGACUACAUCCACGGUCACGGCUCCUGAGUUUCCAGAGUUCACUUCUAAGGUGCUGGAGGCCAUAAACGCUCUGGGUGGGCGCGUCUUUCCCAAACUCAACUGGAGCGCUCCACGGGACGCUAACUGGAUCGCCCUGAACAGUUCCCUGCAGUGCGACAGCCUCAGCGAUAUAUUUCUGCUCUUCAAAAGUUCCGACUUCAUCACCCACGACCUCACCCAGCCAUUCCUCGUGUGCAGCGACCAGGACUCCCCCGAUCCCGUCGUAAACUACGAGCUGGUCCUGAGGAAGUGGAGCGAGUUGAUUCCCGGAGGAGAGUUCCGCUGCUUCGUCAAAGAAAACAAGCUGAUCGCCGUCUCCCAGAGGGACUACACCCAGCACUACCCGCACCUCCUGAAGCAGGAGGAGCAGCUCCUCCACGCCGUGCAGGAGUUCUUCAGCCAACACAUCCAGGACAAGUUCCUGGACGAAGACUUCGUGUUUGAUGUCUACAGAGACAGCCAGGGGAGGGUGUGGCUGAUAGACGUGAACCCGUUCGGGGAGGUGACGGAGUCGCUGCUGUUCAGCUGGGAGGAGCUGACGUCUGGCGGGGAGAUCGGCCAGCAGCAGCAGGAGGGCCCGGCGUUCCGCUGCACCACCAGCGAGGUGACGGUGCAGCCCAGUCCCUGUCUGAGCUACAGGAUCCCGCGAGACUUCGUCGACCUCUCCAGCGGCGAGGACGCCUACAAACUCAUCGACUUCCUCAAACUGUCCCACAGCGGGGAAAUUGCAGGAUCACAGCAGCGGGUGCACAUUAGAGUAUUAAUACAAGAAGAAACGGCAACAGGAGGAUUCUGAGGAGGAGAACGCUCCACAGUGACACCGUACACCUGGACCCCCCCCCCCCCAUGAUGCUCCCAGCCUGCAGCGACUCCUCACAGACGGGUUCCUCCUGCAGCUCCUCCCCGUCGUCCAAUGGGAAACGUCGAAUCAGCUUUUUGAGCGUCCAUUCUUUUCCCGUCGGGUCGCUCUCCGCCUCCGAUGGGGAAGAGGAGACACACGCUCACACACACACACACACACGCUCACACACGCUCACACACACACACACACACGCUCACACACACACACACGCAGCUUAUAGAAGGCCUGCUUUUAUACUUUCAAAUGGCGUGUGUACAUUAGUUAAUGUGUCAGCAUCCCCGCAUUAAAUAAUAAAUAAAGUGUGUGUGUGUGUCA